AAGGACUGUAUGGAAAUAGAGAGGGUGUGGCCUGAGGUUACAGUUUCAGGUGAGAGUAACUGAAGGGAAGGGAAGCAAAGGUUUUGUGCUGUUCCAGUCUGUCAGGACUCUUGGAAACGACUUUACCUUUGGAAUAUUGCUGAACAGAAAGGUUUACCAAUAUGGUCACUAUGCGAAAGUGCCUUACAUGCUCAAGACUACAGUUGGCUGUGAUGUUUGUGCUAACAGUUUAUCUCAACACAGAUGUCACAGAGGGUAUUCAGAUAACAUCUACAGGGCCUCAGACCAUUCAGAAAGCCCAGGGGGUGACAGUCAUGCUGGGGUGCACCUUCACCCCUGCCCCCUCUGACAUAGGAGAACUGGACAUUGAGUGGUACAACGUCCGUCCAGACAUGACCCAGAAAGACCAGCUGAUCUUAUCUUAUUCAGGAGGGAAAAAAAUGCAUUAUGGGGACCCCAGCUUGUCUACCAGGAUGAACUUCACAGGAGCCCCCGUACUGGGAGAUGCAUCCAUCUCCAUCUCUGCAGUGAAGGUCUCAGACACAGCCACCUACCAGUGCAAAGUCAAGAAAGCGCCGGGUGUCGACAUGCGAAAAGUCACUCUGGUGGUGAUCGUCCCUCCAUCAAUGCCUAAGUGCUGGGUUGAAGGUGGCGAGGAGAAGGGGAGCGAUGUCUCCCUCCGAUGCAAGUCCUCCGUGGGAUCCAACCCCAUCAACUAUGUCUGGACCAGAGAGAGUGGAGGGGCCAUCCCGCCCACAGCAACACAAAACUCUCAGACUGGAGAGCUGAUGAUAAGAAAUCACUCAGAGAGCUACAUGGGAAACUAUCUUUGUGUGGUGUCGAAUCCUGUUGGCAAAGCGCAGUGUACAUACACCCUGCACGCAUACAACCCUUCUAACAAGGCAGGGACCAUAGCGGGUGCUGUGAUUGGUGCCCUGCUACUGUUGCUCCUCCUCCUGCUUCUCAUCUGGCUUCUGGUCUGCUGCUGCCACAAGCGUCGCUAUGAGAAGGAGGUUGCCCAUGAAAUCAGAGAGGAUGCCCCAGCCCCAGAGAGUCGCCCCGCCAGCAGGAACUCCAGCUUCCGCUCGGUCCUAGGCUACCGCUCCCACCCCGGGGUGGUCUACAGCUCCGUAAGAAAGGGCCAGCCCAAGAGGACAGAAUCAGGCCAUAGCAGCAUCUACACAGACAGGAGCAAAGGCACGCCCGCCCCCAGCGGGCAGCAGGCCCCUCCUCUGUUGAAAUAUGACAGCAGUUAUGGCUACCCUGUGUAACAAUGUUUUGGGUUGGGAUAAGAAACCUCAUCACAUUUUUGAAGUGUCAGUUUUAGGACAUUUUACCAAACUUCCGUAUAAACAACUAUCACAUGCAGGCAUAGACCACCACAGUGGAGGUGUCAUAAUACCCAUAAAACCUAGCGGUCAAAUAGAGAAAUGGUUCCAAUUGUUUUCCUCCAUUUUUCCCAUAGGGGAUUUUAGAAACACUUAAAAUAAGGUCUGUGUUUUGUGUAGGCUUACCCUGGCGUGACGUUUUGAUAACCAUUUAAAUCUCUCUAGGACAAGGGGACUUUUAUCAAAAUAUUUGGUUCUAUUUACUCUGUUUGAAAAUGCUAAUUUGCAUCAAAGUAGACAUCAUGCAAGACUACAAAUCAGUGCAAGCUCCUGACACCUUUGCUAACAGGUAUUGUGUCAGUUUUAAAACUUGCACAAGACAGUUCACAGAAUUAUCAGUUUAAAGAAAUUUAGCACAUUUUUUCAAUUAUACCUUUAGCUAACAUGUAGAUAGUUAAUCGAGUGAUUCUUAACUUUGCCUCGAUUCAGCAGUUUUGUCCAGAUCAUCAUGGUAUUUGUUGUUCUUUAUGAUAGCCACAUACAGGCAAAUAUAUUGAUAAAAGUCAUCUUAUCCAAGAGACAUUUACACGGUUAUCAAAAUGUCACGCCAGGGUAAGCCUACACAAAACACCGCCCUUAUUUUAAGUGUUUCUAAAAUCCUCUACGGGAAAAAUGAAUGGAGGAAAAACGAUUGGAACCAUUUCCCUGUUUGACCGCUAGGUUUUAUGGGUAUUAAGAUUCAUACUGUGGUACUCUAUUAAAGGAUAUGUUUUAUGUAUAAUCUCGUUCCCAGCCAGAGCAUGUGAGGGGAGUUGAGCGGUUGGAAAUCCAGACAGGGAGCCUAAGAAGGAACGAAAAGUGCGAAAAGUGCGAGUGCGACACAAUAGGCUGGUAGGGACAUAAAGAUCAACCUUUUGUUGUAUUAAAUCAUUGUAGUCAAUUAUAGGCUGUGACUUACUUAGAAUUAAAUACAAAAUAAACCCAAAAAUUACUUAUUAGUGCCUUUUACAUUUUUUUAAAUACAAGUUUGGCCAGUCUGUGGCUUCAGGCUCAGAUGGUACCUGGAGAGCCAGCCAGCAGCGGAGACUACCCUCCCCACACUUGCAGAGCUACUGGGGAUGCUAAACACCCCUUUGGCCACUCUUGCUGGGAAAUAGGUAGGCCUAACGGUUUUUAGGCAAAAUAACCAAAUCAAAACGGAAUGCUCCUUGAAUGUGGGAAUAUGCCAGGCCUAUUGGGCCAAAAUCAAUUAUGGCCUGUUGUAUAGAUAAUAGAACAAAACUACACUUAAGGUUUAAGAGAUCAGAUUUUUGUUUAUAAAGACUUUGCUUCAAUGAUGUAGAGAUAACAAUGUUAUCUCCCCACCUCGUUCCUUUCUUUUAGCAUGUGCACGUAGUAAGUACACCAUUAUACUUUCAGAAUACGUGUCUUUUCAGAUUCCACAAUGAUUAUUUAAUUGUGGACACUAUAUCACCGCACUCCCUCUCUUGCUCUUGGUCCUCAUCUUGGUAAGUCACCUUUAUUAAGCACCUGUGUGUUUCAUCAGCUUCUUUCUGAAAAUAUUUAGCGAACUCCAUGAUAGUAGCUAUAGUUAGCAGCACACAAGUAGACUGCAAAUGCAUGCUGGGCCGGGCAUGCCCUGAGCUUGUGAAGUGAGUGCUACUGGCCUGAGCUCUUGAAGUGAGUGCUACUGGCCUGAGCUCUUGAAGUGAGUGCUACUGGCCUGAGCUCUUGAAGUGAGUGCUACUGGCCUGAGCUCUUGAAGUCAGUGCUACUGGCCUGAGCUCUUGAAGUGAGUGCUACUGGCCUGAGCUCGUGAAGUGAGAGCGAAAUUGGAGCCUGAGCAAAGCCCUACGCUCUAGCCUUUGGGAAUCACGCUCCAGUCGAAUUUGGAACGCUCUGCUCACAUACUCUGUUCCCAGCCACUUCCACCCUGCGCUUAGCCUGGGGACUAUUGGUGCAAUAGUGCAAUGGGUAAUAUUUUAGUCACGUGUUGCUAAAUUCAGGAUUUUGCAAAUGAGAAAGAGGUUCUAUUUAAAGUGUAUGUCUGCAGUGAGUGUCAGAUGUAUGUUUUUAAAUCUAUGUAUGUUUUCAUUGCCCAGGAGACAAGUAACUCAAAUGUUUGUCAUCUUUUCUAUAAUUUCACAAUAAAGCACUUUCUUUUUUUC
Molecule: messenger RNA, 3496 nt
Organism: Salmo salar (Atlantic salmon)
Lineage: Eukaryota; Metazoa; Chordata; Actinopteri; Salmoniformes; Salmonidae
Gene: vsig8b
Product: V-set and immunoglobulin domain containing 8b
Source: RefSeq, a predicted model, not a curated record